Molecule: messenger RNA, 5380 nt
Organism: Pezoporus occidentalis (night parrot)
Lineage: Eukaryota; Metazoa; Chordata; Aves; Psittaciformes; Psittacidae
Gene: KIF3A
Product: kinesin family member 3A
Exons: 19
Coding region: 75-2267 (730 amino acids)
Biological process (GO): spindle elongation; microtubule-based movement; mitotic spindle organization
Cellular component (GO): microtubule associated complex
Molecular function (GO): microtubule motor activity; ATP binding; microtubule binding
Source: RefSeq, a predicted model, not a curated record
GCGCGGUGCUGUUAUUGUCCCGUUGUGCCGCUCGGCGGGUGCCUGCGCCCGGUGCCGCCGCCGCUGUGGUCGCCAUGCCGAUCAACAAGCCUGAGAAGCUGGACAAGCCAGAGAGCUGCGAUAAUGUCAAGGUCGUGGUUCGGUGCCGGCCUCUUAAUGAACGAGAGAAAGCCACAGGCUACAAAAUGGCAGUGAAUGUGGAUGAAAUGAGAGGAACUAUAACUGUUCAUAAAACAGACUCAUCCAAUGAGCCUCCCAAGACAUUUACAUUUGACACGGUGUUUGGACCAGAGAGUAAACAGCUGGAUGUCUAUAAUUUAACUGCAAGACCUAUAAUUGACUUUGUCCUAGAAGGAUAUAAUGGUACUAUUUUUGCAUAUGGGCAGACUGGAACAGGCAAAACCUUCACCAUGGAAGGGGUCCGAGCAGUUCCUGAGCUUCGAGGCAUCAUUCCCAAUUCCUUUGCCCAUAUAUUUGGUCACAUUGCCAAGGCAGAGGGGGAUACAAGGUUUUUAGUUCGUGUCUCUUACCUGGAAAUUUACAAUGAAGAAGUGAGGGACCUGCUAGGAAAAGACCAGACGCAGAGAUUAGAGGUUAAAGAGAGACCUGAUGUGGGAGUUUAUAUCAAAGACCUUUCAGCUUAUGUCGUAAACAAUGCAGAUGAUAUGGACAGAAUCAUGACUCUGGGCCACAAGAACCGUUCUGUUGGUGCCACAAACAUGAACGAGCACAGCUCUCGCUCACACGCCAUCUUCACUAUCACGAUCGAGUGCAGCGAGAAGGGGGUCGAUGGUAACAUGCACGUGCGCAUGGGCAAGCUGCACCUCGUGGACCUCGCCGGUUCUGAAAGACAGGCAAAAACUGGAGCCACAGGGCAGCGCCUGAAGGAAGCUACCAAGAUCAACCUCUCUCUUUCCACACUGGGGAAUGUUAUCUCUGCACUGGUGGAUGGCAAGAGCACCCACGUGCCCUACCGUAACUCCAAACUUACACGGCUCCUUCAGGAUUCUCUGGGCGGCAACUCCAAAACCAUGAUGUGUGCAAACAUUGGACCAGCUGACUACAACUAUGAUGAGACUAUCAGCACUCUCAGGUAUGCAAACCGAGCCAAGAACAUCAAGAACAAAGCCAGGAUCAAUGAGGAUCCUAAGGAUGCUCUGCUUCGCCAGUUUCAGAAAGAAAUUGAAGAGCUGAAGAGGAAACUGGAGGAAGGGGAAGAGAUAUCUGGUUCUGAGAGCAGUGACUCUGAAGAGGAGGAUGAAGAUGAUGAAGGGGAGAUUGGAGAGGAUGGGGAGAAGCGGAAGAAACGGCGAGGCAGUAGCAGCAGCAGUAGUUCAGACUCUACAUGCUCUGUCAUAGAGAAACCUCUGGAUAAGUCCUUCACUAAUCAAGCAGGCAAAAAGAAAGUUUCCCCUGAUAAGAUGGUAGAGAUGCAAGCAAAGAUUGAAGAGGAGAGAAAAGCUCUUGAAACUAAGCUUGACAUGGAAGAAGAAGAAAGAAAUAAAGCCAGAGCUGAGCUGGAGAAGAGAGAAAAAGACUUGCUUAAAGCUCAACAAGAGCACCAGUCCCUCUUGGAGAAACUGUCUGCACUGGAGAAGAAAGUGAUUGUAGGAGGAGUGGACUUGCUGGCAAAAGCAGAGGAGCAAGAGAAGCUUCUAGAAGAAUCAAAUAUGGAACUGGAAGAACGAAGGAAGAGAGCAGAACAGCUUCGCAAGGAGCUUGAGGAGAAGGAGCAAGAACGCUUGGACAUCGAGGAGAAGUACACCAGCCUCCAGGAAGAAGCACAGGGGAAAACCAAAAAGCUGAAGAAAGUCUGGACCAUGCUUAUGGCUGCAAAAUCAGAGAUGGCAGAUCUCCAGCAAGAGCAUCAGAGAGAGAUUGAAGGAUUACUAGAGAAUAUUCGGCAGCUGAGCAGGGAACUUCGUCUUCAGAUGCUUAUCAUAGACAACUUCAUUCCUCAGGACUACCAGGAAAUGAUUGAAAACUAUGUUCACUGGAAUGAAGACAUUGGAGAAUGGCAGCUGAAAUGUGUUGCAUAUACAGGGAACAACAUGAGGAAACAGACUCCUGUCCUGGAUAAGAAAGAAAAAGAUCCCUUUGAAGUGGACCUUUCCCAUGUUUACUUAGCCUACACUGAAGAAAGCUUGAGGCAAUCGCUGAUGAAGCUGGAGAGGCCAAGGACUUCAAAAGGAAGAUCCAGGCCCAAGACGGGUAGAAGAAAACGUUCGGCAAAGCCAGGAGCUGUCAUUGACUCUCUGCUGCAGUAGGUGUGACCUGUUCAGAAUUGCCGUAUAAAUCAGUGAGUGUGUAAGAUUGGGCCAGAAUAUGGAGUUCAAGAGGUGGCACAGUUUGGCUAUAAAAUCCAUACCUUGCUGGUAUGGAGCUUUAUUUUAAAGAAAUGUAUUUUUCCUUAGUUGCCCGUAUAUUGUAUGUUAUAUUAACAUAACAUUAAACUGGUAUAUAUGAUGGUUGUGAAAUUCUAUGUGUUAACGUGUUGUGCAGGGAAACUGUUGCUGGCAGUCCUUGUUGAGAUGUAGAAAAUAAGGGUUCUAGAUGCGUGUUUAAGUGCUGUAGAUGUGUUAGCUCAAAACAGUUGAUGAAAUCCUACAGUUAGAGGCAGGUAAAUCUGAUUUAUGCCCUGCUUUGCACAUAACUGGCAGCUUUCACUCUUGUCCUCUGUUGCACUGAUCUGUGUUUGAAUGUGGUUGCUGCAAACCUUUAGGAGCAUCAAACCCUUUUAUUUAAAUGCCCCUCACUGUGGCUAUUAACCUGAUUGUGUUGUGUAUGGAAUACACAGUCCUUUUCCCUUCCUUUGCUGUCUUGCUGUACAAAGAAAAAGUAGUUGCAUAGGGGAAACAUGCACUACAAAAGUCUGAGGCUUCUGGGAAGGGACCAUUCUCUGUUUAAGUGCAACAGAAAACAAACGUGUCUAAGUACUGCUUUUAUCUUUGUCUGUAUGCCCAUGAUCUGGCGCUGUGGGGAAUGGGGGCUCUGAUGCAAAGGCAAAAGAGCUCUCUUGGGUUUACUCUCCUGUUAAGGCUGUGUGGCAGCGUUGCUUUGGCUGCUUUUUGUGCUGUUGAUCUGGAAUUUUUUACAUGUAUGUGAAUUGUUUUGGAAUUGCAGCAGCAGAGAUUAUCUAAGGGGAAUGCUGUGACACUAGGACUUGGCUUCAGCCAUGGGACUGAGCAUGAUGGCUCCAUUCUCCCAUCCCUGGCUCCAAGGGCACUGAGCCAGUGCUCUGCACUGAGGGUGAAUUUGACUCUCCUGUAUUAAAACGGGCAUGAAUUACCCAGAACAGUAUCAUCCCUUGAAGUAGCUGGUGCUGUUUGUGUUCCUGUGUCAUCUCUGGUUCCUGGCUAUGCUCUGAUGAGAGGAAGCAAAUCCUGGUCUCUGAUAACAACCAUUUCUUUGUGGUGGCUGCUCUUUUCUUUGAUAUUUAUGCUGCUAACAGACACGUAUCACUUUAAUACAUUGCUUUUGUGUCACAGAAAAGGCAUUCUGAGCUGCAGGCACUGGAACAGCUCCUGUGCCAGGGUGGGGGUGGUCAGCUGUGAUUUCUUGUGAUCUUCAUGUUACCUAGAGAUGUAGAGAGCUGUGAUCACUAAUAGGAGAAAUAGAGUCCUCAAGCAUGACAGAAAGCACAAGACAGCUCCUUAGGUGUCCUGAGUUCUUACAUAGCCACGUUUGCAAUUACCAGAGUGUUCUUGUGAAGUACUUAGAGUAGCUAAAAGUCAAUAGCCCUUUCUUGUGGUCAUGCUGCUUAACUGGAUGUACCUUGUGGCUCUGGCAGGUCUAUAACAGGAUCUGUACUAGUUAAAACUGGUCCUGUAAGGGCACAUUUUGCUCUAGAGAUGUAUUCAGUCCUAUUCUAAAUGAGUUGUAAGCUCUUCCCUGUUGUGUUUUAGCUGUGUGUUUCAGGACAGUGAUGUAGAACUGCCCUGUUUUGGGGGGCAGUGUCACCAACGUUCAUACAAGAUCUGGCUUUGUUGCCUGAAUUCAUACAAGUUACACAUACAAACCGUGGCAUUUGGUUUCUCUAGCCUAACACUGAAAGAGGUAAAUACUCACAGGUUUUGUGGAUUUCAGCUGUAUUUGGCUUUGCUCUUGAAGAGCUGACCUUACUUUGAGAGUGCUUGGAUACACUUGGGCUCUCAUGUAACACACUUCCCAUCAAACAACAUCAAACAGCUUUGGUGCUGUUUUGUCUUAGGCUUUGUGUCAGUUCUGACUCCAAGCAGACAGAUGCUUGGUUUGGGCCUGUACUAGUUCACAGAACCAGGGCUAAUUGUUGUAUUCCCCUUGUGUUACAUCUGGCUGUGCUAAGCUUUGUUAAGUGAUCUGUUUAUAGGGGAGUUUCUGCUGAACUGUGCUUUCUAAGGGACCAUGAAGAAGUCUUUUACCUGACAGACAUCAGUGGCUUAAAGAUGCCACUGUGAACCAUGGCACUGCAGUUAAAAUACUUAGAACUUAACUAUAAAGGCCUCUGCUUUACAAUUUAAUCAAGUUACUGUCCUGCUGCUGAGAACAAUAGUAUUCCACAUAGUUAAGUGAGCCUUGGGCCAGCGAAUACAUAACUGCUUGCACACCUUUUAAUUGGCAGAAACUGGCUAUAAUCUGUUACAGGGGCUUGGGGAACAGAUUAUCUGCUCUUACAAGAGGACUUUAGUGGAGCUCUAUCAUGGUUAGGCUCUGUCAGCUUGGCUCACCUUUAACUGGUGUGACUGUUGCAAUUCUGGGCACUCUUUUGGAACCAGGGAGUCUGGUUUGCAGGGUUAGCACAUGGGCCCUCUCUAGCCCUGGGCUGUGAAUAUCUAAUGGAUCCAUGAUGGGUUUUAAUGCAGAAGGAGUUUGGUUUGUGUGGGGUUCUUUAAGAGCUUCACGCAGCCUUUCUCAUCCCAAGGUCAGUACAUGCUCUAGAGUAUUUACCAAAACCCAGAUUACCAUAAUAUAUACAGUGUGUGCUCCUCCUUGCAUCUUGCUACCAGAAGAGUCCCCUCAUUCCAGACCAUUGACUUUAACAUUGAGAGUUUUGGCGCGUUAUGUUGUUUAAUGUUGUGGAAAUGAAUUAUUUUGUAUUUAACUUGUUCCUGAUCCUUUCUUUAAGAGGAGGGGAAGAUGGUCCUUAGUGCCUUUCACUGACUACACUGUCUGCACGUGUCCAGCUUUCACCUUCUCAAGGGUUCUGCUUUGCCGGUCCUGUAUAUAGGAUAAAACACUAGUCUGUCUGUAUGAUUUGUCUUCCUAUUUAUUGGUUUUCUAACUGUUUAUUUCUGGUUAUUCUUUGGUUUAUGAUUAAACUUCAUUCAUUACACUGUAUAUAUCAGUAUUGUGUCCCUGGAGCAUGUCCAUACCAUGAAAUAAAACUCUGGAUUCCUAGUUG